Messenger RNA from Uncinocarpus reesii 1704, 6738 nucleotides. RefSeq lists its product as uncharacterized. The record is from RefSeq and is a predicted model, not a curated record. NCBI's taxonomy places the organism in Eukaryota, Fungi, Ascomycota, Eurotiomycetes, Onygenales, Onygenaceae. The coding region runs from base 1 to 6738 and encodes 2245 amino acids. The transcript is spliced from 6 exons.
AUGAUUUGUACACAGCGGAAUGGCGUUUCAAACAACACGGACCUCAUACGCGCGGUCGCAGACACGGGGCGGAUAGCGAUUUCGAAGGGAAUCUCUGGGACCAGAUAUACGAGGUCAAUAUCUGCUUCAUUCCAAGAUAGUACGAUCUGUGACGAGCCAAUGCCCAAGCCUGGCCUGUACGACCCCCAUUUUUCGUUUUGGAGAAUCUCUUCCUUGCUUGAGGAGCUUGGCCUGCUCCUAGCUUAUACGCCAGUACCAUACUGCACGGCGCCUCCUCCAACAUACCAUGAUGCUCUGAGGGAUGCCCCGCCUGAGUACGUCGUGGAGAGUGUCUCGCAUUUACAGCGGGAGGCCAAACCCUUUACCCCUUCUUCCGCUUUAGAAUCCAGCCCACCAAAGUCGCCAUCGAUUUUUUCCAAGGCAACCGCGGGAUUGAUAGAUUGGAAUGAUUCUUCUCGCUUCAAAGUUUGUAAAGCUGGUAAUUCUGACAACCAGAACAACGGGGAUGAUGAUCCACCACCAGAGGAAAACGAGCCAAAUGAUGGAGGAGAUACCGGCGCCGGUGCCGGCGGGGAUGGUGGUAACGGAGGUGGUGGCAAUGGAGAUGGCGAUGGAGGUGGAGAUGACGAUGACUGGAAUAUGAGCAGUGGUAAAAAGAAGAAGGGAAAGAAGAAGACGAGAGCCGAAGAGGAGAAGGAAGAGGAAGAAAAGAAGCGGAAAGAGGAGGAAGAGGAACAAAAAAGAAAAGAGCAGGAAGAGGAAGAGCAAAAAGCCAAAGACCAAGCAUCGGCCGCGCAGACAAGCGGCGAUCUCAGUUGGGCCGAUGCAGACGGUACAACCCAAGAUGAUGGGUGGGCUGAAUUUACAAUCCCAAAGAAAAAGAAGGGAAAGAAAGGAAAGGCUUUGGAUCCAGCGCCCCCUGCGGUCGACAAAACACAGUCAAAUUCCUUUCAGGACAUUAGCCUGAGUGAUUCCGCGCCUCAGAUUGGUAUCUCCUUCGGCGAGCAGUCCGGAAACAGCCUGGGACUUGGUGGAUGGGGUAAAAGCUGGGGUACGGGGGGCAAUUUUGGUGCUGGAAACGCGGCAUUAGAUCUUAAAGGAAAUGAAAAAGAAGAAUCUGGUGCCACUAACCCCUGGUCUACUAAGAAGUUCGCAAAGGCCAACUCCUUUGACAUCGACUUCGGAGCCAUGGAGACUGAAGCCACUACUGAACCACCAGCAAACGGUGAUGCUUUUGGAAAUGACAAUCCCACGGACAACUUCUCCUGGACUACUCCGGCAGUCAGCAAAAAGAGCAAGAAGAAAAAGAAGGGCGCUUUUGCCGACAUGACGAUGGAGGAAGAGAAACUUCCAGAAGCGGAUAAGGUGGACAUUGCCUUGGAUGAUUUCAAUUCAAUCCCAACAGACCAGGGCAACCAAAAGGAAAUCGAUGCUGCAGCGGACGGGGAUGAUUGGAACGACUGGGCUACAUCUACCAAGAGUAAGAAAAAGAACGGGAAGGCUGCGGAUAAGGCAAAGCCUGAACCACCAGCAGCUGAACCAGAACCGCCAGUAGAUGAUAUGCGGUCAUCGAUUCCGGCCAAAAAGGGCAAAAAUAAAAAGCAGGUGACAAUUGCCGAAGAAAUCCCAGUCGAUCCGGUUGAGACCUACCUAGAAACCAAAGUUGAAACAAAUACGGAGCGUGGAGAUGAUUUUUGGGAGACAUCCGGUACCAAAAAGUCAAAGAAAAAGAAGGAUAAAGCCAUGCUCGAGGAGACCUCCCCGAUCCCUGACAUAUCGGAGACAGCUCCAGAACCAGAGUCUGUCGACGAUAUUGUUGCUUGGCCUACGACCACCGGCAAGAAAGAUAAGAAGAAAAAAGCCAAAGAGGCCAUCACCGUGGAUGAAGUCCCACCUCCACCCCCGGAGCCUACCAUUGAAAAAGAGCCUGUUGAUGAUUGGUCUAGUUGGGGAAUGGCUACUAACAAGAAGGGCAAGAAGAAGAAGGGAAAAGGUCCUCUUGAACCAGUGCCUCUCCCUCAAGAGCCAGAUUUGGAGCCCGAGCCAGAGCCAGAGGCAGAGCUUAAACUGGAGCAAGAUCCACCAACGCCUGAAGUUGACCCUCAGGCCGCGUUUGACGCUUCGCCAGAAGGCGAUUGGCCCAGCUGGGGUACAACCACGAAAGCGAAAAAGGGCAAAAAGGGCAAGGGUCCUAUAGAGCCCGAGCCGGUAAUAGAUGUUGUGCCUGCGCCUGAAACGGAAUCACCGUCCGUCGACGAUUGGACCAGCACUACGACAAGUAAAAAGAAGAAGGGGAAAAAGGGAAAGGAGCCAAAUGAGGAUUCCCUACAGGCGAAAAAGGAGCCUGAAAUGGAAACCAUCCUCGAGCCCGAGCCUGAACCCCAAUCUCAGCCAGCCGAUGAUUGGGCAAGUUGGGAUACUUCAAACACUAAGAAGAAAAAAGGGAAAAAGGGCAAAGAAACAACAGUGCCUAUGCCGCUCCGUACUGAACCAGAACCAGAACCAGAACCAGAACCAGAACCAGAACCAGAGCUUGAACCCGAGCCUGAACUUGAACCUGAACCUGAACCUACGCCUGCCGUGGAACCUGUACAAGAUCCCGAGGAACCAACUGGAAAAAAGAAGAAAGGGAAAAAAGGGAAAGCGGUGUGGGAAGAACCCGUCCAAAAAGAAUAUCAAACUGAGCCUGUGGCUGAACCCAACACGGAACUAAUCGAUGAGUGGAGUGCAAGCACGAAGAAGAGCAAGAAGAAAAAGGGAAAAGCAGUGGUCGAAGAGCCUCCCCCAUCACCACCUUCGCCAGUCCCUGAAGUAAAAGAGCCAGACGUCGCACCCGCAGACGAUUGGACAGACUUCAUCAGCGACAAGAAAAAGAAGAAAAAGGGGGGGCUGGGUUACACGGCUGGGGAAUCUGAGGGCGUUCUUGGAGACCUCUUGGGAGAGGAAGGUCUACCCCUCAGUAAAAAGGAAAAGGCCAAAGCUCGGAAAGGCGCUACUCAGAGCUAUGACUUCGGAAGCUUCCCUGAAGCGGCAGAAACCAUUACAGCUGGAGAGGAGCUAUCGAAAAUCGACACCAAAUCCGAAGCUCCGCAUGAAGACCCGUCGGGGGACAUAUUGGGAGGAAGCGCGAAAAAGAAAGAUAAGAAGAAAAAGAAGAAAGGAGACCCGGACCCAGUGGCUGACGAGGAGGCAAACGGUAAUCUCCCAGGCUUAGAAGAACAGACAAACGAUCUCAAAGAUUCGCUUCCUCAAAAAUCCGAUGAUCCAGCGACAGUCUCGACUGACGCUUGGGCGUUCUGGGGCUCAACGAAAAAAGGGAAAACCAAGUCCACGAAGGCGAAUAAUCCUGACGUCGAUGUGCUGGCGUUCGAGACCACAGGCUCGCUUGAAGAACCAACUUUAAGUACCUGGGCUCAAGACUGGGGCCUUUCUUCAAAAGAGAAACAGAAGAAAGAUACGCUCAAGGAAGGGAAGGAUCAAGGCAUGGACAAGGAGUUAACAAGCCCAGUUUCCACUGACUUGGUCCCAAGAGCCGUUGAGGACGGCGCAUGGCAUGUUUGGGAUGUUCCCAAGGGCACGAAGAAGAAGAAGAAAGGCGAAGAUGAGGGUGGGCUUCCCCCUCCGGCUCCUACCCCUCCAGCUCAGGGACUCACCCCGGAGCCACCAGUUAUUCCGAAUUUCGAGGAUACGGGAAGCACUACGUGGAAUUCAUUCAGUGGUUUCGGGGGGAAGGGCUUGAAGAAAGGGAGUCUUUCUCGGACGACCACGUCGGCCACCAAAGCAUCCAAGAUUAUCGAGAACAGCAAAUUAAGCAAGACUAAAACUCGAGGGUUGGAGGUUGUCGACGUUACUGAUGAGCCUGGGACGAACCCUGUUGUCGAUACAAAAGCUACCAAGCCGACCGACAUCUGGGGGGUUUCUGCAAGCGCCGGCAAAUCGAAGCUAAACAAGUCGAAGAAAGAGACAGCAGACACUGCUGAUCCCAAAGCCGAGACGAACGAUAUAUCAGGAGCAGCCGCUGACGAUGCCCCGACCAAGACUAAGAGCAAAGGCAAGCUCACCAAAAGCAGCAGAACCAGUGCCAAGACCGCCGACGAACUGCUCGUCGACGUCAGCGUGGACAGCCCGGAAGCGGCUAGUGCCGAGGCCGCUGACAAAGCGCCAGCGCCACCAAAGGCCGCGGCGACGUCGCCAUCGACCCUUCGACUGACAGGCAAGUCGUCUGUGGCAGAGAGAAUCAGGAUCCUAGAGCAGAAUAAGAGGUUGCAGAGAGAGGCCGCUGCUGCGAAAGAGAGAGAAAAGGCGCAGGCGGAAGAGAACCGCGACCCUGAACCCGCCCCUGCAGCCGCCCCGCCCGCCGACGAACCACUGGAACCCCCGUCCCAGGAGCCACCCGUUCCAUCAAAAAGGGGGAACCCAUCAUCAAAAACCACUUCCACGCUCCUGAGGUCGAAAAAGAAAACAAAAGAUGCGCCUAUCGUUGAAAUACCAGUAACCGAAACUCCGCGCGAUUGGGUUCCAGGCAGCUUCCCCAGUGUCGACGAUGACUUGAUCGAUGUUCCAACCCCCAACCCCAUUGCCCCAGAGCCCCAAGCAACGGAAUUUUUAGAGAAGGCUACAAGGGAUAAGAAGCGUACCACGACAAAGAAGAAGCCGGACUCUGCCAUGGCUUCCCCUCCUCCGACGCCUGGAGACGAAGCUGAAGCUCCUCCUGCCACCCCUGCCCCUAAGCCUGCAAGAAAGGAGCGCGCUAGAGUGGAGCGCACGGCUGGGGUAGCAUCUUGGGGUUUCUGGGGUGCUACUCCCAGAAAAUCUCCGAAAAAGGAGACCAAAACCGCUGGAGACGGCGAAGCAUCCGCGCCUGCAAAGAGAGAAAAGGAUAAAUCUGCGCCUACACUAAAGCGAUCGACAUCGUCAGCAACGAGACGAGAAAAGGCAACUAGCCCAGAAAAAAGCCCUGAGAAAUCAUCCACUUCCGACAAAGAAAAAGAGAAACAUACUGCUACUCGACCUCGGCAAAGCAGGGGACUAGGAUUUUCUGGUUUUAUCCUUGGAGGCCCUCCCCCAACAAGAACAAAGUCUUCUAAGCGUAACGGCAAUGCAUCUUCCCGUCCCACAUCGCGGCGCCAUUCCGUGGACAUGGACGACGCUGGUUUUCCGUCUCCGUCAGAAGAUAAGCCGGAAAUUUCAAGCAAAGCUGCAAAAGUGAUGGGCAUCGGCGAUUCCAAACGCUCAAAGCGGAAUUCAAAGGGUAAAAAGAAAGCGCCAGUGGCGCCUGAUCCUUAUGCGAUCGAUGACGAUGACAUCGUAAUGGUGAAUGGAGUGGAGGACACAGCAACACCCAGCCCACCCAAAGAAUCCCGCAGCAAGCGCAAAUCGAAGAGAGAGUCGAAAGCGAAACCUACAGACAUCCCAGACGAUAUAGUCAUGGUAGAGCGUGGCUCGUCCGGAAAUGGCGCCGAAGUGGUUUCUGGUCCAGAUGACAUUGCCUUUGUUGAGUCCCCGCACCGGUCGUCUUUACGUCGGUCCAACACUUUACCCAAGAAGUCCGAAGGUAUCAUGGGCCUCUUCGGCUCUUUCCGAAAGCAUAACGGCCGUACGGCUGAUACACGAGAGCGAAGCAAAUCAAAGUCCCGUUAUAAUGACGAUGAUAGGAGGCAUACCGAUAUCGAAAGGGAGGAUUCGAAACGCGUGAAACGGGAAGAGAGGAAGAAACGAUCUCCCAAAGUGGAUGAUGGCGAGGAAUUUGUGACAGAUGGAAUGCAUACAGGCGCGGUGAACACUGACGCUGAAGAUGCUGAAGCUCGGAAAGCUGAGCGAAGGGCAAGGCGAGCGGCUAAAUUAGCGGAACAAGAGGCGCGCGAAGCUGAGCACAGGCGUGCUAGCAAAAAGGAAGCUGAUAGACACAGGGUACGUGAGGCACGUGAUAAACGCGCGAGAGAGGAGGAAGAACGAGAAGAUAAGCGUCGUAAAGAAAAGAAAGCUCGACGGAACUCGCGGAUUAUCCAAGAAGAAUACCCAAAGGAGCGGGAAGACUUACAACAUGCAGACUCGCGCCCGCCUCAACGCCCCAGGCAUCGAGCCACUGACGCCGACUUGGUUGACGAACCCCAUCAAGGCGGUAAAUCCCACCGCCGCCGAUCGUAUUUCGGGGAGAAGCAUAGGGACGCAAACGGUCCCGAUGAAUAUCCAACAGACACACACCACCAUCGGCGUCAUCAUCGGUCCGAUGACGAUGGCACAAAGCCCAAGCAGCGAAAGUCUGUAUCUCGAGGUGAUGGUCGUCAUGCAUCUCGCAAAUCACGUUCUUCUCGCCAGCCGCCUGACCUUCCCUAUCCUGUUAUGGUGAGCGGCGGGAAAGAUAAAACCUCCUCCUGGGUGCACUCUCAGUUUACGGAUCCUCCUGAAGCACCACCGAUAGUCCCCACAGUUAUCGAUCUUCCUGGGCCCCCUGCAGGCCCCAGUCAUUCACUAUCUUCGGACGAGGAGACUCGUCGGGCAAUACAUCGCCGUUCACGACGCCAGUCGAAGUAUGAUGAUCAAUAUCCUCCCGAAAAGGAAAGGCGCUCUAGACAUCGCGAAUCUCGCCGGGCAGAAAGGGAAACGAUGAGGAGCAGCGAUGAUAGCGCGGGCGCAGACCGCUAUAUGGAUUACCGCUACGAACCUGAUGGCCGCUAUGCUCACGUCAAUGGCCAGGCGAAGAAGACCAGUUGGUUUAAGAAGUUUACGGGAUUCUAA